This is a messenger RNA of Drosophila innubila, 811 nucleotides long. RefSeq lists its product as uncharacterized. The record is from RefSeq and is a predicted model, not a curated record. Bases 73 to 690 code for a protein of 205 amino acids. The transcript is spliced from 5 exons. NCBI's taxonomy places the organism in Eukaryota, Metazoa, Arthropoda, Insecta, Diptera, Drosophilidae.
UCGCAUAUGCCUUGUUGUAGCACUCACUUACAUCUGUAAAAUAUAACUAAAACCACGAUUGGACCCUGAAUUAUGGCUGCAGCCAAGAAGAAAAAGAAGGAAAAAGACAAAAAGAAACGCGUUAAAACUAAAUCAGCAUUUGCGAAUUUCUUUGAAAAGAAUUUAGGAAAAAUAUGUCUCACAAUUGGUAUAUUCGAUUUGACGCAUGCUCUUUUUUUCGUCCUUCAAGCCACCAUUUCUUUGGUCACAAGCUUCAAUAUAUACACAAUUUUUGCACUCUUGGGAACUAUAUUUUGGGUGCUGAUCGUUAUCCUGCUGAUUGUGGGUCUAAGUAAGCGACGUCCUGCCUUGGUUAAAGCCUGGAUCAUUUUCUCUGUAGUUGGUUUCAUUGCGGACAUAGGAUUUUUAAUCUGGGGGAUCUUAUCUUCAGUAACAGUGGACUGGGAUCACUUAAAGGAGUUUUCCAUUAUAUUUAUGGGAAUAUUUAUCGAGAGCUUGUGCAUAUACCUUGUAUAUAGAUACUAUGUGGCAAUGGAUCCUUGUCGGCUAAUUGAUGAACCCGAAAGAGGAACAAGAAAGAAAAUGAGAAAACAGCUGGAUCAAAAGAAAUGCAAGGAAAGCCAGAAGUCGGCCAGGAAGAGCAGUAAGAAGUCCGAGAAAAAUAAAAAGAAACCAGUGAAGAAAAAAUGAAAUUCAAUACUUUUGGGGGCUAAAGUUUUUAAAAUAUUUGUGAAUUUUAGUUUGUGCUGGUAGGCUUUUAGUUCUACUCUCAUUAAAUAUAUUUUAAAUACAAAUUUAAUUAUAUACAUCG